Suillus bovinus is the source of this 237-nucleotide messenger RNA. RefSeq lists its product as uncharacterized. Lineage: Eukaryota; Fungi; Basidiomycota; Agaricomycetes; Boletales; Suillaceae. The transcript has a single exon. The annotation marks the transcript as partial. The record is from RefSeq and is a predicted model, not a curated record.
GUCACCUCCAAUGCACAAGCUGCCGUAGACAAGGAGACCAGUAUAAAGUUGCAGGCUAUCACAGACGCUUAUGAGGCAAACAAAGAUGCGGUCGUGAAGAAACUACUGGACCGCGUUCUAUUGAUCACGCCCAAGCUGCAUGAUGUUCGCUGCUUCUACCUCUGGACUCGUUGGGCUCUAAUAUCUCUAAGUCAAAUGCUUGAAGCAAGAUCCAAACAUCAAAGUUUACAAUGCUAA